Planococcus citri (citrus mealybug) is the source of this 10508-nucleotide messenger RNA. RefSeq lists its product as uncharacterized. Gene Ontology annotation, biological process: DNA integration. The coding region runs from base 1 to 7998 and encodes 2665 amino acids. Gene Ontology annotation, molecular function: nucleic acid binding; RNA-DNA hybrid ribonuclease activity. Lineage: Eukaryota; Metazoa; Arthropoda; Insecta; Hemiptera; Pseudococcidae. The record is from RefSeq and is a predicted model, not a curated record. The transcript has 4 exons.
AUGAGCAACGGCGAUCCAGUGCAUAAUCCUAAUGGAAAAUCAAGAAAAACCUCGACUCGUCCAAAACCUCAAGCGCAGCCAACGCGUCAGCCAUGGACUCGCGCUACUGCUCGAAGAAAUGCAGAACUCGGACAUCCGACUCAAAGUUCUGAGCGAGGAGCAACGUCGAGAUUUAUUACCGAAACCCAGAGAUUUUACGCUUCAAAAAAGAAGGCUACUCCUGAGCAGCAAUCAGUGAUUGCUAGUCCAAUUAUUUCUACUGAAGGCGGAAAGAAGAAAGUUCGAUACACUCUUCCAGACGGAACUAUACUCGAGCCCUCGACUUCCACUCCAAGAAGAACAGUGGAAACCCAGCCCACACGUGUUAAUUUGUCAACUGUUGUCGAAGACGACAACGAUCCCGACGCUACCCAAAAUGAAUUCGAAGAACUUCAAGAAACUUAUCAUUGGAUUGACAUGUUUGGAGACGUUCCAGAAAUAAAUUUACAGGUCCCCCCUCCAGCAGUUAUUCGAAGAAUCCCUCAAGCUGAUCCUGACGCUGAGGAAGAAAUUGACAACGGUGAAGGAAGACCUAGAACUCGUAACGUCGCGGUGAAUACUGAUGCUGAGGCUGGGGCAAAUGAAAAUGAAAAUAAUGACGUCGAUCAAGAUGCUGGCCGAGUAUAUUGUUUUGAUGAUUUUAAUCCUGAGGCACCUUAUCCUGCUGUUGAGGUAGCUGAGUAUGUACUACCGGAAAAUGAUCAAGCUGUAUCUUUGGCUCACGCUCAAGGAAUUAUUGACUGGAUCAAGAGAGAAAAUACCGGAUGGGCUGCUCGAACAUCUGCAGUUAAGGAUCGCAUCAAAGGUCUUGAAGUUGGAAUUUCGACCACGAGAGGAGAUCUCAAAGAUGUGUAUUUUACUUUUCAAGAACAACGCUCAUCAGAUCAUAAAAAUCUGGAGAAAUAUUUGACUGAAGAAUUGGGAAAAGCCUCGCGUAAAUUUGGAAUGUACGACAAGAUGUUUGAAUCUUUAAAGAAAGAUACCGUAAGAAUUGACAGAAAAACCGAUAUGAUUCAAGAUACAACAACUGAACUUACGUAUUCUGUCGACGAUUUAUUCUAUUACAAUGUACACGGUAAGUAUCCGUCCAGAGAUCCUGAUAUUUUACUAAUUGGUAACGAAGUAUCCACUACUACUCGAAAUAACGAGCGCGGUUCAGAUCCUGGAGGUUCUAGCGGUGGACAUGAUUCCAGUUCGCGAAGAAACAAUGAUGACAGCAGCGACGAUGACGACGACGAUGGCGGUGGAAAUAUUAAUCCAUUCAAUGAAUCCGGUGUAUUUGCUCGUAGAAAUAAAUCUAAAACAAAAGACACUGGAGUUAAACCUCGUCAACGUACAUUGCGGUAUGAUUUAGAAUUCCUCGAAGGAAAAAUGAAUCUUAAAGCUAAACAUCUACGCGAAGCUGAUAUUUAUUACGAUAAUACCAACAAAUAUGAAGUAAUGAGCUUCAUUGAGAAAUUCGAACAUUUUAUGCGAGAACAGCGCGCUAGCGAAUUUCAGUAUCGUAAUUUAUUUGCGCAAAUUAUUCAAAGCGAUGAAGCCAAGGCGUAUAAGGAGCACGUUAAUCCAAAAUUACCAUAUCUCAAAUAUCGUGAUGGAUUUGUACAGAAAGUUUGGGAUGGCGUUGAACAAAAUAAUGCCAGAAGUCACUUUCUCAAAAUGCAGUUUAAUCAGAAAUCAUCGAAGAAAAUAGCUGGAAUUUUACUCAAGUGGUUCAAUGUAUUGGCUGACUCCGAUAUUACUGAUGCAAUGCUGCUGGACACUGUCUAUCUAAAAGUACCGAAGGAUUUGAGAUUUGAAUUCACCGAAUGCAAAGAAGACCGCAUCAGAUUUAAGAAAAAACUGCAAGUUAUGCGUCGACAUGAAGAAUACGUUAAUGCCAACGCUGAAGUUAACGAUCAAACCAUUCCUCCUUAUACUAAAUUUUGGGUACCGCCAUAUAUGUCCACUCCGAACCGAAAUACUGAUCGACGUGCGAUUAAAAAUUUGUUCAAUAAACUUGGAAAUAAGGGAAAAAGCGCCCCGAAAGCUAACGACGCUAUACCAAGUACCAGUGGUACUAACGCCGGCACUGGGGCAUCCAAAGACUCUAAACAACCACCGAAGAAACCUUCAUUCCGUUUUCCAACCAAAUAUUUGAAUUCCUUAGGUAUCACUGCCGAAGAUUUGGAAAAGUGCACCUAUAUUUAUCAGUCAUUAAUGGACAAUCAGGAAGAAGAAGAAGAAAAUCAUCAGGAGCUAGAUACUGACUCAAGCUCUGACGGCGAAGAAUCUGAACCAAGCGGGGGACGAGGAGUUGUAAUUAAUUCUAUUAAUUCUAUUACUUUCGAUCGAAUUCCAUCAGCACUCGAUGACUACGAAAUUAUUGGUGAUGGUCUGGCUUAUUAUAUCAAAUAUGGAAUGCCAGAACUAGACUUCGAUAAAAAACCUUAUUUAAAAGAGGUUAUUUUAUUGAAAGAAUUAGCUCAUGAAAUUGAAAACGCUUCAUUCACCAAACAACAUGUAUUAAUUUCGAUGGGCGAUUUUGAGCUGAAUAAUUCAUCGAUCGAUAUGAAAUACGUUCAGAAUUAUUUCGAUAGAAUAAUUCGACUACUAGUAAAUAAACAAUUUAAAGACAUACUCGUAAUAUUUCCUCCAGUUCGUCCGAAAGCUGGAGAUGAACCAACAACUUCAUUCAAGAGAUGGCUCGAUUUUCGUCAUAUCCUUCUAGAUGUCUGUUCAACUCGCAACGUACGCUAUUCGCUGUAUCCAGCAAUAUUCUUCGCUGAAGUAGUGGAAAAUAUACUCGUUGGAACCAAGUAUACCGUAGCCUGCGAUGAAAAUGACAACGUGAUUCCUGAUAAAAAUUGUUUCUAUUUAAACGACAAAGGCGAUUAUUACAACCUUGGAAUUACCGGACGAGAAAGAAUUCUUGAGUUUCUUGAAACUUUCUGUGAUCCAACCAAGCGCUUCAUGGAUUCACGUGAUCCUGUAACCAUUACUGAUUUGACUACCGAAGAUGACCCGAAUGCUCGGUUUGUUGCUCGACCAGAUGGCUCACUACAACAUAUGACAGCGAAUUCAUUAAAAUUAAUUCAAGAAAUAUUAGACUGUCCUAAUAAGGAAGCUGCAGCUGAAAUGAUACAUACCUUAAAUCAAUCUGCCAGCGAUACAUCAGACACUCUCACCGAGACAACAGAUAACUCGCAUGACAUUUCCGGUAUGCCCGACGCAAAUGCUUCCGAAACAAAUGCCUCCACUACGGAUGCUCCGCACGAUUCAGCGCAGGAAGAUGAGCAGGCUGAAGACGAAGAAUCCCAGUCUUCUUCUCCCGAAUACCGUUAUUUUCCAGCAUUCUCAGUUAACAUGGUAAAUCGCAUAUCUGUAAAUCAAGAAGAACAAAACGCCUUGAAAUCAUCAUCUUUCACGAAAGUACCAAUAAAAGUCUCCGAAAUGAACGAUAAUUUAAAAUCGCAAUUAUUACACGAAAGAAAUGACACCAUUACCUGCGUAAUUCCACUACGACUUGGAAAUUCCUGUUAUCCAGCCCAGCUUGACUCUGGGGCAGUGCCAAAUAUAAUGUCAGAGGAAACAGCUUUACACCUGAUUCGACACCAUUCCGAUGAAUUGGAUUUUAUCGAGCUAGAGAAUCCAGCUGUUUGUAUUUUAGCUGAUUCGAAAGAAGCUGAAACAGCAAGAUACAUUAUUGUACCGACAUUAUACUUUGGAAAACACGCACUGAAAAUACCUUUUUAUGUGCUGAAAGGCUGUAAUCACGUAUUCUUAAUUGGAACCCAGUCGAUGGAGUAUCUUGGGAUUGAACCAAGAAUUAAGCGCCGAAAAGCACUCUGCAGACCAUCUACAAAAGUACAUACUGAAGUGGUAGACUUUUUGACGCCUGAGCAAUACGAAGGUAAGCUGAAUAUUUUCGGCGGGAAACUGAAAGAUGAAUACAGAUUAGAAAUGAACAACAUUUUACGGCGAACAGAUAUGUUUAGCAAUUAUCACCGAUUACCUGAUGGAGUUAUAGACGACGGUCCAGAUAUAUUUAUUGAACGACUGGAAGCUGACCUUCAAGAUGCUGUUACUGCUGGAAGAAUCACUGUUACGCAAGCUGAACGAGCUUUCGAUGUUUUGAGCGAAUUUCGUGACGUAUUUUCGAAAUUUCCUGGAAAAUAUACCGGAAAAAGAGUUCGAUUAAAAUUCAACAUUCCAACUAAAGAUAUUCGAUACAGAGGAGCUAAGUAUAAUCCAUCAAAGAAAUUAAUGAAUGACUUACGUAAGGAACUUCAAGUAAUGAUGGCAACAAAUGUCAUUGAACCUUCAGAUUCAACUUAUGUAAACCCCAUAGUAGUCAACGUCAAGAAAAGCGGGGAAAUCCGCGUUUGCUUGAAUCCUGUGGAUUUAAAUCCAAUAUUAGCAGAGAAUUACAAUGAAGCUGGUUUACUUGACAGGAUUAUUACUCAAGAUGCUGAAGCAAAGCUGUUUUGUACGCUCGAUUUCGUAUCAGGAUUUUGGCAGUUGGUAAUGGAUGAAUUUUCACGCAAGUAUUGCGCAUUUCAAGUCGAUGGACGCGUUUAUCAAUUUAUUCGUUUGCCGUACGGCUUGAAAAUUUCAUCAGCGCUCUUCGUAAAUAUGGUCAACGAUAUUAUCCCGGAUAAAGCUGGAAUCACCAAAUACGUCGACGAUAUUCUUCUUCGCUCUGCAACAUUCGAAUAUAUGCUGGAAUUAUUGGUGGAAGUUCUUACUAUUCUACGAAUCAACAAUCUACGUUUGAAUGCGAAAAAGACUACAUUUUUCAAAGGAAAAACUGAGCAUUUAGGAUUCGAUCUUAGCCCUGGCAGAAUUUCAAAGCAGUCAUGUAAAAUUGACAAAUUCAACGAUUACAUCGCGAAGCACACUAAGCGUGGAAAAUUUGUUCUCAAGAAUAAAAUCGAGAUUCUCGAGCUAAUUGGCUUGACCGGAUUAUAUCGAAGAUUUAUUCCUCAAUAUCAACAAAUUAUUGCACCUUUGUAUGAGUUAACCUGCGAUAACGUACCCUUCGAAUGGGGGCCUAGGCAAGAUGCAGCUAUCGAGAAAUUGAAGCAAGAAUAUACAAAAGACUUCGAAUUAGUUCCAGCAAGAGACAAGAUCGACCUGUACCUAGAUACUUAUACAUCUAAUGAUGCCAUGAAUGCUGUUUUGUAUCAAAAUUACGAAGGACAAGACGAAAUUAUUCUAUUUACCAGCCAUAGUUUUAAGCCGCACCAAAAGAAGUAUACUUUAAUUGAACGAGAAAUGUAUACCUUGGCCAAAAGCAUCAAAAAACUACAACUAUGGCUCCAUGGCAGAACAAUUCAUGUUCGUAGCGAUUUACUUUCAAUUGUACAUAAAUUCGAGACCAUCGCAGAGGUUCACAGAAAAGCCGCUGGAUGGAUUACGUUAUUUAACUGCUACAAUUUGAUUUACGACCUACGAAGAAGACACAAGAAAUGGUUCGGAAUGCAGGCUCCCGAACUAACUAUUAACAGUGCGAAUUGUUCCAAUUUCAUUACCGAAGAAAAUGACCUCUCACUGCGUAUUCGUUCUCAUUUAUUGGAUUAUCUCAAUCGUCUCAGUUUAUUUCAGAAACGUGAUCCAAAAUGCGCAGAUAUUUUUCGUCGAUUAAAAACACCAGAUGAAUUUUUAGAUGCGAGAGGAGUACAAAUUAAAAAUAACCUAGCUAAACGUUAUUCAAUUGAAGUGAUUGAUAACAAAGAAACAUUAAUUUUCAAUUACCCAGAUGAGAGCCGUGUUCCAGUGCUGCCCGACGAAAUCUUCAAAGACAUGAUUCUAUUUCUUCAUGAGACUUACGGCCACGUUGGAGCUAACAAGCUCAAAGCUAUUUUCCGUCGUAUGUACUACUCAUCCAAUGCGAAGCAUUUUAUUCGUUUUAUCACCAGCGAGUGUUUGCACUGUAAAGCAAAUAAAACUUAUUCAGAAAAGAAACCACUCGAAUUUGGAUACACUAAUUCAUACGGACUUGCUGAUGUAAUCUCGGUAGACAUUCUUGGACCGAUUUCAAAUUAUUCCAAUCAGCCGAAAUAUCUUUUGGUAUCGAAAGAUGUAUUGUCCGGAAAGGUUUGGUUAUCACCACUUCAAGAUAUUCUCCAGCAAACUGUUGCCAGCGCUAUGGAAGCUGUAAUUAAAGAGAUUCAUUCAAAAGAGCAUAAAAUUCGUAAAAUAAUCACAGAUAACGCUACACAAUUUACCAACAAGAUUUGGCGUAAAUUGUUGAAGAAAUACAAGAUAGCAAUUGGACACUCAACAGCGCACAAUCCUCAAUCAAACUUGGUUGAGAGAACUAUGCGCAUUAUUGGAGACCGUUUACGGAUUAAAAUGAAUGUCAAUGCAGAUGGUGCGUAUUCACACCAUGGAUGGAGUACUUACGUCAAGGAAAUUGAAGAAGAAAUUAAUAAUACGCCGAAUGAUGUCAACGUUCCUCCAGACGAAGUAUGGCAAAUUGCAGAAUUUGAAACCGACCUUCCUACUGGAAGAGUAACAUUCAAUGCCAAAUAUCAUUUACGCAAAUUACUGGAGAAGAAAGAACGUCAAGAUUUACCAUCUAUCACUAGCGAAGAUUUAAUGAACUCGAAACUUGACCUACUCAACAAUGUUUACACUUCUGUUGAUAACGUUGUUUGGGUAUCGAUCGACGGCGCUUGCGCUAACAACGGUUCAUAUGACGCUAUCGCUGGAAUCGGUAUAUGCUGGCAUCCUGAGGGUAAACAAAAUGUUUCCGAAAGAAUCAAGCACGAAAAUUACACACCUACUAAUAACCUAGCUGAGGCUAUUGCUCUACUUACCGCAAUGAAAAUUGCUAUUAAGCAAGGAAUUACUCGAUUACACGUAAUUUCUGAUUCCCGAUACCUGACAUCAGCUGUCAAUGAUACUUUUUCUAAAUGGACUGAUAACGACUGGAAAAACUCUGCAAAGAAGCCAGUUCAUCAUCAAGAAAUAUUUAAAGAAAUCAUCCAGCUAAAAUCUCAAUUUGAUUUAUUUGAACUUACUCAUGUUUAUGCGCGAGAGACUGAUUUUGGCAACUUCACCGCUGAUAGACUCGCUCGUAAAGCUGUAUAUACUACUGAAUUUGACAUCGCAGCAGCUGAUAAACUUACGAAUCAUCAAGUUCUUAUCAGAUAUAUCAAGGAGCAGCGUGAGCUAGAUUUUCAAUCCCGGGAGCAAAAACAUAAUAAGCGUUUUGGUGAUCCGCGAAUAUUUAAACCAGGAGAACUUGUUAUGAUAACCAAUCACAGGCUAUCAUCCGCAGACAAAGGAGCUUCAGCUAAACUUUUUCCAAAAAGGUUUGGGCCAUAUGUAGUGGUGGCUCACGCGGGGAAAAAUUGUUACGAAGUUCAAAAAAUUGCUGACAAGACUGAUAAGAGGCUUAUCAACGUACGUCAAAUUACGACCUACCUCAACCUACAUCAUCUUAAGCAGCUACGCGAAGAACCAAAAUUGCGCUCCAAAUACGAUGAUCGCUCCUUACAGAAAAGAAUGAAGCAAUUUGCUGAGCAUCGAGAUUUGCUGGAAAACUUUAUUAAAGAGCUAGAAGCUCCACCAAAGAAGAAAACUCGCAAAUUCAGCGAAAUGAACGAGGAGGAAAAAUUAGAUCAAUUUACUCAGAUUCGUAAGCGGUUUCGUAAGAAAAAUAAUGAAUAUGAUUCCAAACAAUUUGAUGCUGUUUUAUCUCAGGUAGUUCCAGAUGAAAAAUCUCGCGAAAAUAUUCAACAGCAAGCUAAUUUGCGAUAUAAUAUGCGCAAGCGCGAAAAUAUCAAUUACGACGAAGGUACUGACGCACCUGAAGACGGGCCGCGGACAGGUAGAAGGCGUUUUAAACACGUUAAUUCUUUGAUUCUGAACCUGCUCGAUCAUGAGCAGCGAAUGAAAUUCGUUGAGUUGUUAUCCGAGCUUCCUGAUUGGUCGCAAAUGCCCUCCGACCCUCCAGUCCUAACAUGUUGAUUAUUUUUCUACCUACCUCGCAAGUUUCAUUUCAAAAGCUGUUUAUUAUAUUUUUCAACCGACUUCAGCUAACAUCUCUUGCUCACGAAUAUCCCAAUACAAAUAAAAUAUUGAUCUACCACUAUUUAUUCUAUUCAUUCUAUUGAUUCGUAUGAAAUUAUUCAUUGCUGCAGACCUGUGUAAAUAUCAUUUCAUCUAAGAAGAAAAAUUUUAAUUUAUUCUAUUAUUUCUAUUUCUUCUAUUAUUUCUAUUUCUGGAAAAAUGUACCCAUUGGACAAUUGCUAUCCACUUCGAUACGUAAAUAAAGCUGAAAAUAUCGUCAGAAUUCGUCGCUUUGAUGGCAGCUAUCAAGAUGUUUUUCUCCCAAUUACAUGGGAUAAUUUAGAAGACAAAUUGGUUAAUGAAAAUUGCGAUUACGGUCCAAUUAUGCCGCCAGAUUAUCAAGACCACUACACGUAUGCUCAGCAGCAUUUCUACAUAAGCCGCUACAUUUCAUUAAGCAGGUACGACGGUAUGCACAUUAUGCAUUGUUUCAUUAACGGCUGGUGGCUGAUUGGCGACGGCAUCGCGCAUGCAAUCGCAAGAUAUGCUGUCAAAGAAGAAAAAAGAGUUAUAAAGAUGUGGGAUAAUUCAAAGGUGUCCGGUACAAAUAUUUCAGCGAAGCGUUUGAUGCAUAACAUCAAGCAUCAUAAAAUCCUAGUUCCAAAAAGAAUCAUCCUAUCUAUUGGCUGCCAUGAUUUACUGAAAGAAACGUUCAAUAAAUGCUGUUAUAACACAAAGGAGCUGAUUGCUUUUCUAUUGGAUCAAGGCGUCGAAGACAUCUUAAUUUUACCAAAUAUUAAUUCAAAUAUUCUGCCAGAUCACUCGCUCCGGGGAAAAUUUCGAAAAUGGCUUCGUACCGAUUUAAUCGCAAUGGACCCACAAAUUUUGAAAUAUGCGACUAGCCUAGAAGAAAUUUCAGAUAGAGCUGAUCCUUUCUACAAAGACGGAGCUGGAAAUUAUUACUCAAACCCGCUAAUAUACGCUGAACUCGCAUACCGCAUCGUGAAAUUCACUCAAUCUUUAGAAGAAGCUAACCAACUAUGAAUUCGACCGAUAUUUGCGCAAUUUCCGGUUGAUUGAUAUUUGUUCAAUUUAUUCAUCAUGUACAUAUCGCGUAUUUUUUCCAGGCGAAGAAAUGUAAUUUUAUUUUCAUCUUAUUAAUCGUGUAUUAUUUCUAUUUUAAUCUAUCAAAUAAAAUCAACAAAAAUACGACCUUGUAAAUAUUUCUUCUAUUUUUAUCCAUGAACCGAGCUACGCCUAACCAUCAUCGACAAGCAAACUUUUGCUUAGUAUAUGAAAAUAGACUGUCGCAAACCGAUAUUAUAGGUACAGAGGGAAGGGAGUUGCGAUAAGAAAUCAGGCUUCGAGUACAAAUGAUCCUUAUCUUGAUUCCUCGAAAUAGCAACGACAGCCAAAGCAUACGCAUCGAACCAACCAUUUCAUCAUUUGACUUUUGCUUCUCUUUGUGUUUAGUGCGUGCAUCUCUAACGUGGUGAAAUUUUUUCUAUUCUUUCAAAGUUUAAUUUCGUUCUUAUUAUUUCUAUAAUCGGUAAGAUUUACGCAGUGCUGUAUUUUCUUGGUUCGUUUACUCUAUUUUUUUCAUAUUUGUUCGAUUAUUUAAACUAGUUUGAAAAAUUCCAGCCAUUUGUUCGCCAUCUCGUGUGUUCAACGCGAAAAAUACGUCGCAAUACCUGGAGAAUAAUUUAUUCAAUUGAAUUGUAAGUACAAGUAUUGAUUUCACCAUUUAUAAUUUGCACAAUUUACCGAUUCUGCUGUAAAACACACGUACCUUCGUACCUACCAUCUCACCACGUGCUUUAGGCUACCUAGACAGCCAUUGUUUUAAUAAUUAAUUCAAAUUGAAGAUAAUUACGAAAUUUUCACGUGCUAUUUUUUCUAUUUGUUCUAUUUGAAAUAAUCUUUCAAAUUUGGGAAAGAGUAAAUCAAAAUUCAACAUUUACUUCGGUUCUGUACGUGUGUUUUAAAUAGCUAGCCUUAGUACAUUGCUGUUUUAAUCGUCAAUUUAUUAAUCUGAGUGUUUCAUCGCAGAUUUUCGUUGAUUGAUGAACCGAAUUGUUCAAGAAUUUAUUCACGAUAUGAUCCAGCUUCGUUUUGUUACUGGUACGAUACAUUAAUUCUAUUUCAACCAAAAAUCCAGACGAACGAUUAAUUCUAUUCAUUCUAUUUUGUUCAUUUAGCAUCGAACCUAUUUGCUGUGAUUAAUUGUUUCAAUUGACGAAGAUAUUAAUUUGUUCGAAGAUUAUUGAACCGAAAUCUGCGGAAAGUUUAUUCGUUCUGCUAUAUCAUUGGUUGUUUUGCUGAGAUUUGUUCGUUUGUUCGCUACGAUUUUCGUGAAAAAGGCCAAUGGAAAGGUAUCGUGUUCCAGUAUGCCAGUACUGCGGGGAGGAGUUCGUGGCAGGACAAGAAACUGUACGAAAUGAAACCUGUCCACAUACUUAUCAUCGCGA